AGUGUGUGCAAGAAGUCUGGUCCCCAGCUUUAAAAUUCUGGACUACACCGCGUGCUGACCUCUCCUCUCCCCCCAGUGGUGGCUAGCCCUUCCCAAGUGGGCAGUUGUCUCCUCCCUGUCCAGCCCAGCAGCCCAGCAGCGGUCGUCCUGCGCCCAGCUGGGCUACAAGUGGCGAGUGCUGCAGCCUUGCGCAGCGUGCUCUGCACACUAGCGUCUUGGCUUGCGGCUCCGCGGGCUCUACGAAGUUGAAAAGCUAGCUGUUGCCUGUGGCAUCUUCCGCGGGCCCCCAGCUCCCUGCCUCGCCUUCUCCCUUCCCUCCGGAGCAGAGGGUCCUAGUGAGCCAGCAGCCAGCAGCCCUCUCAGGGUCUUCCUGCCUGAAGUGCAACUAUGCUGCUAGGGGGAAUCCUGCUGGUAGUGCAAGCCUUGCAGCUUUCCAAUGCCCUGGACCUGCCCGCUGGCUCCUGUGCCUUUGAAGAGGGCACUUGUGGCUUUGAAUCGGUGUUUGCAUUUCUGCCUUGGAUUCUAAAUGAGGAAGGCCAUUAUGUGUAUGUGGAUACCUCUUUUGCCAAGCAAGGGGAGAAAGCUGUGCUGCUGAGCUCUGAUUUGCAGGCUGAGGAAUGGAAUUGCCUUCGCCUGGUCUACCAGAUAACCGCACCCCUGGGCUCUGUAUCACAUCCCAGCCAGCUGAACCUCUACUUGAGAUUUGAGGAUGAAAGUUUUGAUCGAUUGCUUUGGUCUACUAAGGAGCCAUCAGACAGCUGGCUCAUAGCCAGUCUGGAUCUUCAGAACAGCUCCAAGAAAUUCAAGAUUUUGAUAGAAGGUGUCCUGGGACAAGGAGACAUGGCCAGCAUUGCCCUCUUUGAAAUCAAGAUGACAGCCGGCUACUGUAUUGAAUGUGACUUUGAAGAAAAUCAUCUCUGUGGCUUUGUGAACCGAUGGAAUCCCAACGUGAACUGGUUUGUUGGAGGAGGAACUAUGAAGAACACCCACUCCAUCCUCCCACAGGAUCACACGUUCAGGAGUGAGCAGG
Messenger RNA from Cricetulus griseus (Chinese hamster), 1030 nucleotides. NCBI's taxonomy places the organism in Eukaryota, Metazoa, Chordata, Mammalia, Rodentia, Cricetidae. The record is from RefSeq and is a predicted model, not a curated record.